Messenger RNA from Lytechinus variegatus (green sea urchin), 2345 nucleotides. RefSeq lists its product as uncharacterized. Bases 1185 to 2192 code for a protein of 335 amino acids. NCBI's taxonomy places the organism in Eukaryota, Metazoa, Echinodermata, Echinoidea, Temnopleuroida, Toxopneustidae. The record is from RefSeq and is a predicted model, not a curated record. The transcript has 2 exons.
AGCGAUUCAAGACCCGUAACCACGCUCCUAAGAAUGCUUCAAUAUUGACUUCUCUCUAGGCGAAAUAAAUAGCCCCAAUUGUACUCGAAUAUUUGUCUUUUCUCUUACAUUCAAGAUUUACUUGCAUCGACAAUGUGUAAAAUCCUGCUAAAAAUAACCAGUUGAGCCAGACAAGCCUAUCAUUAACAAAGAGUACUAGUAUUUAGGAUACGGAUACCCAAAUGUGCAUGGAUUCUCAAACAGGACCAACACCUCAAGACACACUUUAAGAUCUCAAGACAUUUACUUCAAUUUGAAUUUUAUCGGCAUCGUCUCUGUAAUCAAGGUCGAUUCGAUUUGCCAGUUUCAAUGAACAAGAUCAACGCUUUGUGAAGACUCUUUAAGUCUGUAAAACAAACGCGGUAAAUCAACAUUUCGAAUUCAAAACCAUUUCAAAACGUACAAUAAAAAGCUUCCGACCUGCCGGAGUCACGUUUUCGCAACAUCAAGGAUUCGUACAGCAUCAUCGGUGGUAUUGAAGAAUCGUUGCCAUGGCAACACAGCUCCUCGGAAGGACUUCGUGCCAAGUAGAACGUCAUCAGUAAGAUAUAAUAAUUACUGAAUAAUUGCUAUAUCGAUUUGUUUGAGGCUAGGAUUCGUGUGAAAAGAUGAGAGUUCGUCUCACCGUCAGAGCAGGUGCGUGUUAGCAGAGCUUCCGGCGGCGAGAGAGAGCCCGCGGUUUCGUGGAAUGUUUUGCUACAGGCUUGGGUAUUUUCUUCUUUGAAUAUCGACGAAGAGACAAACAAUUUUUGCAGAGAUGAAUAUAUUUCCUUUACUUACAAUGUUCAUUCAUCUCGCCUUCGAGUGAUACCUUUCUCAUGUCACUCGUCAGUGAUCAGUGCACUCAGGAUUCGGAAAACCCGCCCCCGAUUGAUAAUCGGUUACUGAAAACUUUCAUUUAUUUAGAUGAUACACAUCGAAGAUGUCGUGCGAGGCGUUUUUUGUCUUUUCUUUGGAUGUGAAUGUUCAUCAUCAUAAUCUUAGGUUGAUGAAAUUGUGAUGUGAGAAUUAACUGAAAAGAUUAUGUGUAACAACUGAAAAGGAGGAACAUAAACACUUGCUACUUGCUAUUGCUAUGAAUUUAUUUUCUAAAUCGAUAACGUUCUGAGGUGGUGGCACCAGCUUUGGUCGAUGACAAACUCAACAUGAGCGGUGUCCGGAAGAAAAGAUGGAAAGGCCCUCUACCGGUCAGUGCUAUACAGGGAGUUCUCCUCAAGGACAACCGUUUCGCUGGUAUGCUGCUGGAGGACCAGAUGAAACAAAUGACAAUAGACCGGAGACGAGCGAAAAACCUGCUAGACUGGCAGCAACAGUCGUUUUUAUUGAGCCAAGCAAUUAAGGAAACGGAACUACGAGAGAUGGGAGUAAACCACACGUCGUUCUUGCCAGAGGUCACGAUGAAGGUAACAGAACCAGCCGUCAGGGCCAGGCGUCCUUUCGGGAAGGUCCGCCGCUCUGCGUCUCAGAUGCUCGAAGACUUGAACAUGUUUGAAAAACGGUUCUCGCUUCCCGAUCUAACGACUCGAAGGAGUCGAACCUUACCCGAGUUUUCUGUCUCCGCGCCAUCUCUGACCAAACGGAAGACAACCCGUGAACAAGAGGAAAGUUCGUCCACGCAAGGCGCCCCCGUUGAAACCAGUCGCUCAAAUUUCACCCAGCUACACGGUAUUGAUCUACGCAUCCCUAGGAAAAGCAAAACUGAAAUCGAGUUUAGACCGAGAAGGAAACAGUCACAAGCAGCUGCAGCUGGUCGGAUGUGUGGGGACCAUUUACCGCUCUACGGACCCGAGGCCGAGGCGGAGCGAGAGGAGAAGGAAAAGCAGUACGUCAGAAACCUGCAGCGCAAAAUGAGAGAGCUGAAAGUCGAAGAAGAUGAUCGCUUUAAGCGACUGGAGAUGAGUCUAGUCCGUGAUUCACCGGACCCGAAUGAGUCGGAUGACAGACUGAAAAUUUCAGGUUUGGAAAAACUUGUGGCGCCGGUAGAAAAGGUAGAAAACACUGAAGGACCAGAAUCAACUGUUAGACCCGACCUUACAGACUUUUCUGACAGUGAAGGAGAUUCCGAUAGUGAAGAUGAAAAGUCGCCUCGCACAGAAUCCAAUGUAUCAAAUGUGUCGCGAUUGUCGACAAAGUCAUCGACAUUUUUUAACUAGGCCCAAUUUAUGGAAAACUCGGCUUUAUAUUCACGAUGCGAAAUUGUUAUUUGAUAAACUAAAAUAGUACAUAUACUUUUUUCCGAGAUCAACAGCCUGUUACUAGUGGGACCUGGUCCGUCUGAAGAAACGUUACCAGUAAUGUAAUGAGAA